AUGCCGACCUCGGUCACGCUUCACGCCGCUUUGACUAGCGAUUCUACCAUUCGUUCAUUUUCACAUAUGCAGUCGGGGCCGGAUAUCUCUAUUGAGCUUUUCACGUCUCAAGAUCUCCUUGCACAGCCAUGGCUGUCAGAGCUCACCAAGAUGAUUAAUGCAAGUUACCUGGUCGGGCACACGGACAGAAUCAAGUACCUCAACAAUAAGCUCCGACUUCGCUCCGACAGCGACCUUUCCCGUGAGCUAGGAGUCAGCGGCUUCACGGCAGUGGCCUUCGCUCGUGACCAAGCGGGUGAGAAGGCAGAAGUGAUUGGCACUGCCAGCAUGAAACCGUGGAAGAAUGACGAACUUUGGCUGCGAGGUGAGGGGGAGAUUGAGGGCGAGGACGGGAAGAAGAAUAAGGACAAGAUUCAGGAUGAGAUCGAUGGAGCGGAAGCGGAUACCGCUACAGAUGAGCAUGUUCUCCUGGAGUCCAUUUGCCCGGGUGACUACGAACUUGCCGUGGUGGCGCUUCCGCCUGAUAACCGCUACCGCGGCAAAGGCAUCGCUGGGCGGCUAGUGAAAGCGUGUGAGGAUGAGCUACUACGUCGACGAAGCCAGGAGGGCGAUCAGAGCCAGCCCAUCAGAGUGAUGAUUCGAGUCUUGAAGGAGAAUGCCGGAGUGUACUGGCUUAAACAGGGAUUCAAAGUCGUCGGGAGUCAGAGACGCCCUGCCGGGUUCUGGGACGCUUUGGAGCCGUUCACCUUGUGGGCGAUGGUGCGAGAACUACGAACGUAA
Messenger RNA from Penicillium diatomitis, 780 nucleotides. RefSeq names its product GNAT family N-acetyltransferase. Lineage: Eukaryota; Fungi; Ascomycota; Eurotiomycetes; Eurotiales; Aspergillaceae. The record is from RefSeq and is a predicted model, not a curated record. Bases 1 to 780 code for a protein of 259 amino acids. The transcript has a single exon.